AUGGCCGCCCAGGAAGCCGGCGAGCUGAGCCUGACUGUCCUCUACUCGAAGGCUGCCGGCACUCAGCAGCUGUCAGUUUCGGCGGACAUCACCGGUGAGGCACUGAAGGAGAGGCUUCGUGAAGCCUUGGGCCUGGAUGCAGAGGUGACUUUGGCGCUGAGCUUCCAAAACGGGUCACGGAACUCCGUGAAGAAAGUCUUGGAGGCACAGCAAAGCCUUGGCGAACAGGGCGUCGAAGACGGCGCUUCGGUGACAGUUAAGGCUGACGCCGUGGAGGUUCGGCCGGAGAACUCCUUCCUUCGGGAGUCUAUUCGCAACAACGGUGGCAACAGCUACUACUAUGCGCACGCCAACGAAAAGGAGCUUCCACCGGAGCUCCGCUAUGUCUAUGGGGGCGAGCCCAUCAAGCUUGAGUCCCAAAAUGCGGACUCAGGUGAUGCCAUUAAGGCAUCUGCUGCCAGGCCCCUGACAAAGUAUUCCUGGGCCGACGAGGGGGACUUUGUCUGCAUCUACGUCUCGGCCGAGGGCGAGCCUGAGGCUAUAGAGGCAGCCACUCGUGGAGAAGUGAAGGUCAAUUUUGAUGUGCGUUCUGUUGAAGUCCGGGUAUGUGACGGCACGAAGGAGUUCGCUCUCAGCCUCAAGCAGCUGGAGGGCGAAAUUGUCCCGGAGGAGUCCAAGCACCGCGUGAGCGCAGGGAAGAGGACCAUGGCCCUCGAGACGAGAGUUACAGCACGGCACCUGGACGAGGCUGCUGAGGCCGAAAUGAGCUGCAUCGAGCCUGACCUCUGUGGGAGGACAGCUUACCAGAGACGCAACUCACCUCUUACCAUCUUCAGAUCGGGCUCGUUGGAUGCCAUGGGACUCCCGCCACAAGACAAGGCUGUGCCCCUGUCGGCUGAGCCCGGCUUCCUGGAAAGUGCACGUGGCAUGCUUUCAGCUGUGUGCGAAGAUGCUCGUGACGCGGAUGGCCCGGCAAUGUGGAUGUCUGGCUGGCUGGUGCCGCGGCAUUUCUUUGCCACACCUACUUACAAUCACGUUGAUUCAUCCACGCAUGAUGUCUUGAUUGGUGGCAUGGAACAGGGUAUUUGCGGUCUUCUGCCCGUCGCUUUCGUGCUGGGCUGCCUCUACAUGACAAGGAAGCAGCCGAGAAGAGGAGGCUGCAGAGCGGUCCUCGAGGGCGUACAGGUGUCGCUGCUCCUGGUGAUCGCGGGAUCCUUUCCAUUCAGCUGUGCAGACGCCGUAGGAGGCAACCUCUCCUGUGCCUCAGCAGCCGUGAUCGAGCUCGGCUCUGGUUCAGAGCUUCUGAGCACAGGCUUGGGCGCGCCCGGCUCCGUGCUGCUUCGCUUACAGGCACACUUCGUUGUCCUAGCACUGGUCUUCGCUUGGUGGUCCGCGACGAGCCCGCUUUGGCCAGGGCUUUCUGACGGCCUGUGCCAUAUGGAUCCGUUGCUCCGGGAUUCGGAUGUUGUGCAGUGA
Molecule: messenger RNA, 1476 nt
Organism: Symbiodinium sp. CCMP2592
Lineage: Eukaryota; Dinophyceae; Suessiales; Symbiodiniaceae
Source: the annotation of a GenBank genome assembly